Molecule: messenger RNA, 1107 nt
Organism: Lasiosphaeria miniovina
Lineage: Eukaryota; Fungi; Ascomycota; Sordariomycetes; Sordariales; Lasiosphaeriaceae
Product: ribosomal protein L17
Exons: 2
Coding region: 160-696 (178 amino acids)
Biological process (GO): translation
Cellular component (GO): ribosome; mitochondrial large ribosomal subunit
Molecular function (GO): structural constituent of ribosome
Source: RefSeq, a predicted model, not a curated record
GCCGAAGCGUGUCAAGCGAGCCUUAGUUCUUGUUACGAGUAACGAACGAACGAUACGACCACAUUCCCAUCUCCGCCGGCCAAUUGCCGCCCCGCCGCACCUCCAACCGGCGACGAGGACCUCUCAACAGACGAGACUGAACAGAGAAAGAGACACACGAUGGCGGGCGGCGGCACAGCGUACCGGCAUCUCGGCCGCGACUCGGCCCAUCGCCAGGCCCUGCUGCGCAACCUGGUCACGUCGCUGAUCCGCGACGAGAGCAUCCAAACGACGUGGCCCAAGGCCAAGGAAGCCCAGCGCAUGGCCGAGAAGUUGAUCACGCUAGCUAAGAAGAACAACGAGACGUCGCGCCGCAAGAUCCAGGGCAUGCUCUUUACACCACAAGAACUCAUGCCCAAGGUCCUCGGCGAGCUGCGUGAGCGCUACGCCGACCGCGCGGGCGGGUGCACGCGGGUGCUGCGCACGGAGCCCAAGGACACGUACUCGCAGGCGCCGUCGGCGAUCCUGGAGCUGGUCGACGGGCCCAAGGACAUGCGGUUCGCCGUGACGGCGGCGGCCGUGGCGCGCGACCGCCGCAUGGGCGUCGAGCACUCGCGGCUGACGCUCAAGAACGUGGACAAGGUCACGCGCUACCGCCCCGGCGGCAAGCAGGCCUUGGAGGACAUGGUCAAGCGCGUCAGCAAGCUUGCGCUCUAGUCAUGUCGGUGAGGUCAACGCUAAAAAAAUAAGAAUAAAAGAAUAAACCCAAUAAGAACGAAAAAAAGGGGUGGUUGUAAGUUGCAAGCCCGCCGCAGCCGAGCAAGAGCAAGCAAGGCAAGGCAGGUAGGCAUGGAGGCGUGUAUAUGUAUGUAAAUGUUUGUAUCUAUGGUGUGAUCCUCAUUUUCUUGUCUCUUUCAUUUUUUUUUUUAAAAAAAAAACACUCAUGGCUGCUGUUAGAAUACAAGCCCGGCCCGAACAUAGAGGCAAUUCUCGGGUCUUUCUCUUCUUUCUCGAGACUUGGACGGGGAAAUAGACCUGGCAGAGUUUGUGUAAGUAUUGUUGCUACCCUUCAUACAAAAAAAAAAGAAAGAAAGAUAAAUUCAACACAAUAAAUUAAUAUAGAACUAC